Molecule: messenger RNA, 1601 nt
Organism: Dryobates pubescens (Downy woodpecker)
Lineage: Eukaryota; Metazoa; Chordata; Aves; Piciformes; Picidae
Gene: SELENOP
Product: selenoprotein P
Exons: 4
Biological process (GO): selenium compound metabolic process
Cellular component (GO): extracellular region
Molecular function (GO): selenium binding
Source: RefSeq, a predicted model, not a curated record
GCUCAGCCAUGUGGGCGGGGCUGGGGCUAGUUCUGGCUCUCUGUCUCCUUCCAGGAGGAGGGGCAGAGAUCCAGAACUGUGAGAAGCCCCCAGAAUGGCAUAUUGGGGAGGAGAACCCAAUGCUGAGCUCUAGAGGCUCAGUGACAGUGGUGGCUCUCCUCCAAGCUAGCUGAUACUUGUGCCUGCUGCAGGCUUCCAGAUUGGAGGACCUGCGAGUGAAGUUAGAGAAUGAAGGACUGGUCAAUAUCUCGUAUGUCGUUGUUAACCAUCAGGGAGCUUAUUCACAAAGAAAAUUUCACCUACUGAAAGAAAGUGUUUCAGAAUAUAUUACUGUCUACCAGCAAGAUGACCAGCAGCCUGAUGUCUGGACUACCUUAAAUGGAAACAAGGAUGACUUUCUCAUCUAUGACAGAUGCGGCCGUCUAGUGUAUCACCUGGGUCUGCCCUAUUCCUUCCUGUCUUUCCCAUAUGUAGAAGAAUCCAUUAAGAUUGCAUACUGUGAAAACAAGUGUGGAAACUGCUCUUACACGGAACCUGAUAUUGAUGGUGUAUGUGAAAACAUCACUAAAAUAGCUGAUGAAAAGCUAGAAGACAUAGAACUCAACCCAGCUGGUCACCAUCCGCAUCACCACAACUUGCACAGACAUAGGCACCACCACCACCACCGCAAUGGCAGUCAUCAUUCCAAAAACGAGAACCAUCAGGCUCCUUCUGAAACUAAAAGACAUCAUCCUCACAGGCAUCAUAGGGUUUUUGGCCGUGACAGACACCAUCAUGCAGGUAGUCAUGAACAGACAGACACUGUUCCUCUAGGAGAAAGUACAGGAAUUACACAAGAUAAAAAGCUAUGAAAAAAGGGGAAAACUAGCUGUAAAAAUCAGUUAACUUGAAAUUGGGAGACAGCAUCAGAUGCAGCUUCUAGCAGCUGAUGCUGUCAUUGUCGACACCUUCUGUUUGAAGAGCUAGGAAAUUCUGUCACUUGACAGUGUCGUGGAGCACUUCCAAAUUCUUGCAGGUGACAUGGCCAGCUGUCAGCUGAGGACAUCACUGAAUCUUGACAGUGACGUCUGCUUGCUGAUGCUUGACAGGCAUCAGCAGGAAGAGGAAGUGAAGGUAGUGACACCUGACAGUGACAGGAAAAGGCAAGAAACUGAGCCUGAAAAACACACUAAGCAGCUUAAAAAUGCAAGGGAGUCCUACUACCUAAAUUUGUAUGAUUGAAAGAGUGGAAAAAAAAAUUAACAGAUUAAGAGAUUCUAUUGCCCUCACUUAAAAAUCAGACAGAUUUGAAGAGUGCAGGUGUUGCAAAGAAGUAGACUUUUAGAGCAGUGCUCUUCGAAUAAUGCAAUACCUGUCAAAUUCCAUCAGUGAAAAGCUUUGUAACUUAAGAAUUUUAAUUGACCCAUAGUUUGUUUUUCAGUUGCACUGGGAAGGUGUCUGCAUUCUUGAUUAAUUUGUCUUUUUUGUUUGUCUUCUAACAUUCUGCUUGCAUUUGUGAGGACAGGAGCAUAAACUAUGACCUAGGGGCUUCUGUCUGAUGUUUUGCAAUCAAGAAUAGAAGAUGACCAAAAGAGAUAUUUUAAUCAUUUUUAUUAAGAACA